AUGCCUUCGUCACGCUGCGAGUCCAUUGGACCCACGCAAUCUCGCGUAAAGGCUCAAAUCCUCACCGACGCGGAGCGACAAGCCAUGAUUAACAUGCUGCUAGCGAGCAGCAAUGGCGGCAAACGAAAGUAUGGAUCCGUCAAAGGCGUGGCAGACCAAUUCAACUGCCAUCGCACAACGGUGUCCGCGGUCUGGAACUCGUGGAAAGCAGCAUGCACAGAGAGCUGCUCCAAGAUGAUCGCGCCACCUCCAACAUCCCGCAUGAAAUGGAACUGUGGAACGAAAACAAAGUGGUCUGCAGAAGCCAUUGAGGCAGUGAUCAAGUCCGUCCCGUUUCACAAACGACAAACAACCCGAGCUUUGGCCUUUCACUCUGGCGUUCCGCGAUCAACCAUUCUGCGCCACAUGAAGCACAACCGCCGGCUCCGAUGCAAGUCGUCGUACCUGCGGCCAUUGCUCACUGAAGACAACAAGGAAGAACGCAUGAAGUUUGCUUUGUCCUUUGUCAAGAACCACGUUUUCGACGACAUGCAGGACGUCGGGCACGUUGACGAGAAUUGGUUCUUCUUAACAAAGAACAAGGGCAAGUUUUACGUGUACGACGACGAAACGUUGCCACACCGUCAGUCCAAGUCGAAGCGCUUCAUCACUAAGGUAAUGUUCCUCUGUGCUGUUGCGCGGCCCCAGAGGAACACCCCCCACGAGCGCUUCGGGUUCACGGUGAAGAACACCGAGAAAUGA
Messenger RNA from Aphanomyces astaci, 741 nucleotides. RefSeq lists its product as hypothetical. Gene Ontology annotation, molecular function: nucleic acid binding. NCBI's taxonomy places the organism in Eukaryota, Oomycota, Saprolegniomycetes, Saprolegniales, Verrucalvaceae. The record is from RefSeq and is a predicted model, not a curated record. The transcript is spliced from 3 exons. The coding region runs from base 1 to 741 and encodes 246 amino acids.